Messenger RNA from Staurois parvus, 268 nucleotides. The record is from the annotation of a GenBank genome assembly. NCBI's taxonomy places the organism in Eukaryota, Metazoa, Chordata, Amphibia, Anura, Ranidae.
UCACCCUGUACCCCUAACAGGCACAGGGUGAUUUACACAUAAGAGGGAUAUGGGGAGCUGAGACAGGGGUCUCCCCAUCUCUCCAAAGUGAGCUGAGUUCCAUGGGCCCCCCACCUAAAGUGACUCCUGUCACAGUGAGAACCUUUGAUUUACAGAAAAGAUUCACUCUUAUGAUGGAGGAGGUGAGUACAACAUCCUGGCAGUAUUCCAGUCAGGAUUCAUGAGGAACAUAAAUGGCCUACACCUAUAGCAAGAGUAUUAUUUAACU